AUUUUGGGUAAUUUUAAAAAACCCCAAUUGAAAAGUCCUUGGUGAAAGGGUGGCGCCAAUGUGAGAGUGAGGAGUGUGGAGUAAGGGCUUUCAUUUAAAAGGUUGCCGCGUAACUGAGAGUGAGAGUGAGAGUGAGAGAGAGUGUGUACUCUUUACUGUGUUUGAUUGGUAAUGGCAGAGAGAUCAGAAUCUUCCAUCAGAGCCACUCACACCGAGCUUUCCAGUGAUCAAUUUAGGGUUUGAUCCUUCCUUUGGAACUCUCUCUUCUUACUGAUCAGAUUCUUGAAAUGGAUGCCAAAGAUGAUAACAGGAAGCGAUUGAAACCAGCUGUGGAAGACCACGGAGCUAUUUUGAUGGCUGAGGCUGAAAUUGAUCAGACUAACGGUGCAUCGCCAGAAAUGGAACUUCAUAUCACUCAAAUUCUUGAAAAAUUGGACAGUUUCACUAACCUGGUGUCUGAACUUCUUGAAUCUGGAAAGACAAUGUUUAAGGAGCUCAGUAAUGAAUUCGAAGAGCGGAUGAUCACGAUCCAUAAAGAACAAACGGAGAAAUGGAUGGACGAGAUCAAAGAACUCAGGUUGCUUGAUGCCUCAAAUGAGGAGGCUCAUGCUCUUCUGCAUAAUGCUCGAUACUUGCUCCAAAAUCCUCAUGUUGAUUGAUUCUCAUCCAAUUUCAAGGUAUUCGAUAGACACUCGAGCUUUAUCAUCGUUCCAGCACUAUCCACUUAUAUAAUCUCUGGUUAUGCAGGUCAAAGGAGUUACCACUUUCAAUAUAUUAGUAGUUAGUAUUUGUUAGAGUUUCCAUAUACUAGUCUAAACUCUCAAGUUUCUUAUAUGUUCUACAUCAAAGAAUAAACUACAUUCUUUGUACAUAAUAAAGGACAAUUUCCUUUCA
This is a messenger RNA of Cannabis sativa, 894 nucleotides long. RefSeq lists its product as uncharacterized. The record is from RefSeq and is a predicted model, not a curated record. The coding region runs from base 288 to 659 and encodes 123 amino acids. Lineage: Eukaryota; Viridiplantae; Streptophyta; Magnoliopsida; Rosales; Cannabaceae. The transcript is spliced from 5 exons.